Monosiga brevicollis MX1 is the source of this 936-nucleotide messenger RNA. RefSeq lists its product as uncharacterized. Gene Ontology annotation, biological process: protein dephosphorylation; negative regulation of MAPK cascade. Gene Ontology annotation, cellular component: cytoplasm. The coding region runs from base 1 to 936 and encodes 311 amino acids. The transcript is spliced from 4 exons. The record is from RefSeq and is a predicted model, not a curated record. Lineage: Eukaryota; Choanoflagellata; Craspedida; Salpingoecidae. Gene Ontology annotation, molecular function: protein tyrosine/threonine phosphatase activity; MAP kinase tyrosine/serine/threonine phosphatase activity.
AUGGAGACGGACACUGAUCGCUUGGUGGUGUUGGACGUGCGUCCUUACAGCGAUUACGUCGUGGGACACAUUAAAAACGCCUUUACCCUCCGUUUCUCCAGUAUUUUGCUGCGCCGGCUUCGCCAGAACAAGGUCAGCGUGCUGGAUCUCUUGAUCGACGAAGCCUCGCAAUGCAUCUUCCGCGAACGCACCAGCCGGCCACAUGCCGUCAUUGUCGUCUACGACAACAACACAACCGAGCUCGACAUUAGCGAGCCCGAUCACCGCAACUCGCUCCACGUCACCGUACAACACCUCCUCAACUCCAACUAUCACGUUCGCUUCCUACGUGGCGGUUUCAACGGCUUUCAGGACAUGGUAGACUUUUGUGAAGCCAACCCCAACAACACCCCACCCCAAGCGGCGCUCUCCCUCUCUUCCCUGAGCCUCGACCGCAACAUGACCCCCAGCACGCCCAUUGAACGCCACCAUCGCGACAAGGCCCCAGCUCAAAUCUUGCCCUAUCUCUACGUCGGCGCCGAGGCUCACGCCGAAAACCGUGAGCUGCUCAAGCGCCUCAACGUCACCCACGUCCUCAACCUGACCACCCAUGACUCACGAAAGUACCCCGAAUUUGGCUACCACCAAAUUGCCAUUCGUGACUCAUGGAACCAGGACAUGAGCAAAUGCUUUGAGGAUGCCUUUGAAUACAUCAACAAGUGCCGUGCGGAGGGGGGUUGCGUGCUUUUGCAUUGCGUGGCCGGCAUCUCUCGCUCGGCCACCGUGGCCAUUGCUUACCUCAUGACCUUUCGCGAGCUGGACUUGAACGCGGCCUAUUCGACCGUCAAGGAGCGUCGUCCCUGCAUCGCCCCAAACCUCGAUUUUAUGGGCGAACUGCAGCGAUACGAGGAAAAGCUGGCGGCCAAGCGCCAGGGUUCUCCUUGCACUCUUGUGUAG